Molecule: messenger RNA, 456 nt
Organism: Staurois parvus
Lineage: Eukaryota; Metazoa; Chordata; Amphibia; Anura; Ranidae
Source: the annotation of a GenBank genome assembly
AGGGAUGACCAGAGACUGCGGACAGUACAGGGGAUGACCAGAGACUGCGGACACAGUACAGGGAUGACCAGAGACUGCGGACACAGUACAGGGGAUGACCAGAGACUGCGGACACAGUACAGGGAGAUGACCAGAGACUGCGGACACAGUACAGGAGAUGACCAGAGACUGCGGACACAGUACAGGGAUGACCAGAGACUGCGGACAGUACAGGGAUGACCAGAGACUGCGGACACAGUACAGGGAUGACCAGAGACUGCGGACACAGUACAGGGGAUGACCAGAGACUGCGGACAGUACAGGGAGAUGACCAGAGACUGCGGACACAGUACAGGGAUGACCAGAGACUGCGGACACAGUACAGGGAUGACCAGAGACUGCGGACACAGUACAGGAGAUGACCAGAGACUGCGGACACAGUACAGGGAUGACCAGAGACUGCGGACACAGUACAGG